AAUUAACCUACCUAGCUAUAUAUCAUAUCUCCUCCCUCCUUCAUUAUUUAUUUAUUUCAUCACUUCCUUCCUUCCUUCCUGCCUGCUUGGUCCAUCCAAUCGUCGAUGGAUCGAUCCGCCGGCAUCAUGCAUAACGUAAUGGGGCGCGUGAUCAGGAGGAUCGAUCCAUCGAGAACAAGACGACGAGCCGGCACAGGUGACCUUCGUCCGUCUCGAAGCGCCCGAACGGCCGGCUGGUCAAGAAGGCGUACGAGCUGGUGGAAGACAUGAUCCUCCGGUACAUGGACCUCUCGGUCUUGAUAGGAAUCGUCGAAGCGCUGCACGACACGGCGGGUGAACUAAACCAGGCCUAGACGAUCCUUCUUGUUGUUUCUCCUCACUACCAACUGACAAUCCGAAUGGCACCUGAAGAAUUCGAAUGCAGUGCAGGAGCCAGGAGAGACGACACACGGCACAGACGCACAGUGCAGGAAGGGAAGAUCCAUGUAAAGCCGCAUAUUGCGGCUGUCAGCUUUCGCCGUCGCUCACUGACAAAAGCUUGCGGGCACUACACUGCACCAAAGAAAAGCCAUGGACGACUCAGGAAUGUUCCUUGCUGUUGGAGAUCUCGUAUCAAAUCCAGGCCGGUUUUUCUGUCAGCACAUAUGGGUUCCUUAGUCAUGAAUUAACCCCAUACCUGCCUUUAUUUCCAAACGGAACUGGUCCAGGGAGCGCCUUUUUUUUCAUGGCUAAGCAACUUGCCCUUGUUUCCAUGCUCUCCUCCCACAACAUGAUGAGCAUGCUUCUCAUCUCACCUCCUGAUAGAUUGACUGCUUUCCACAGUUUCAAACUUUCAUUGACAGGAAGAUUGCAUGAACUUCAAUGAUUGUGACACAUUUUAUUACUUCGUCUCACCUGGAUCAAUUUUAAAAACUGCACGAGGAAAGCAUGGGCAGGUGUUCCUGCAAAAUGACCCACUGAUUCACUGGGCAUAUGUAUGUACUAGUGGGAAGAGCACAUUCCAGGCCGCUGUCUGAACAUGCCAAGCCAGAAACAUGAAACAUUGAGCAUCAUAUUAGUAUUUGUUAGUGCCAAGAAUAACCCAAGCUUUACCUUUGUCCACCUCAAGAAAUAUGCUUUUCUGAGAUAAAGCAGACCCCCAAUCAAUUGCCGGCAGCCGGCAACGCUGCCCCACACCACACCUUUUGCUCGAAGCAGCUCUGGUUUUUCAAUGGCGGAACACGAGACAGUGGCCCCACGCCCGAUUUUCAAAAGCCUCUCUUUUCUCCCUCUUUAUUUAUUUUGGAAGGAGGUACCACCACUAGGCUCGAUCAGGCUCCUUUUAACUCCAUCACUCCAUUCCCUGGCUCUCGUUGUUUUUGUUCUUGCUCUUGCUCAUCUCUAGCUUGCUUUCCCCAUUAAGCCUCUCUACACUCUUGCUCUUGCUCAUCUUUGCCUUGUUGGACUUGGUAGUGCUGGUGCUGCAGAAAUGGGCACUCCUUACCACCUCCAAUCCCCAGGAACCAUCAUAAACAAGCUAAUGAACAGGAAGCAGCUGCCACUGGCCCUGCCACAGCCGCCGCCAGUUGAUCCGUCCAAGGUAAUCGAGCAGCCACCGGCGCUGCCACGGUCGCCGCUGGUGGAUCAGUCCAACGAGCAGCCUCCAGUGCUGCCACAGUCGCAGCCAGUGGAUCCGCCCAAGAUAACCGAGCAGCCACGGGCGCUGCGGCAGCCAUCUCGAGCACCUUCGAAGAUAAUCCUGCAACCGCGCCACCGGACCUCGCCGGCGAUGUGGUGUGCGGCCAUCGUCUGCUUCGCCUUCAGCAUCCUCCUCAUCGUUGCAGGCGUCGUCAUCCUGAUCAUCUUCCUGGCGGUGAAGCCGAGGCCACCAUCCUUUGACACUGCCAACGCCAUCCUCAACAGCAUCUACGUGGACUCACCGGCCCCCUACUUCAACAACGACAUGACGCUCGUGGCCAACAUCUCCAACCCCAACCAGAAGAUCGACUUGGUGUUCAGGUCCGCCACCAUCGAGCUCUUCUUCCAGGACAGGCCCAUGGCCGUGCAGGCGCUGCCUCCGUUCCUGCAGCGGCGAGGCCAGUUCCAGGUCCUGAAUAUGCACCUGGUGUCCAGCCGAGUUCUGCUGCCGCCUGAGAUGGCUGUAAAGAUGGUGAACCAGGUGAGGAGCAACAGGGUGGUGUACACAAUCAAAGGCGCCUUCAAAGUGGAGGCCAGGUUCGGGUUUGGCCACUACUCAUACUGGAUGUACACAAUCUGUGAGCUGGAGCUCACUGCCCCUCCUUGUGGAGUUCUUGUUGCCCGGAGAUGCAGAACAAAAUGACUGGCUUUAGAAAAUUUCCCUUGUUUUCUUUUGUUAUUAUAUCAAAUCUUAGUUUCUUAUACUGAUGAUGAAAAAUGGCCUGGGAACAGCAAAACAUACCUAUUGAUUCAUGUGAAUUUGAAGUUGAUUCUUCGUGUUUGUAGAUCUCUUGGUUGCUCAGUUGUGGCUAGCUGCAACACAGUAGGUCAGUAGCUUAGAUUGUAAGCAACAUGAACAUAGAGUUCAACAAAGUGUCUAGCAUGGAACUCGUUGCUUGAGUGUAAGCAAUACAGUGGAUUUUUAUCGAAUUUGUAUUGUAGACUGAGGUGACACACAAAGCUUGGAUAUAGGUGAUUCAGCAAUACAUCACCAUCUAUAACCAUAA
Sorghum bicolor (sorghum) is the source of this 2684-nucleotide messenger RNA. RefSeq names its product NDR1/HIN1-like protein 10. The coding region runs from base 1469 to 2320 and encodes 283 amino acids. Lineage: Eukaryota; Viridiplantae; Streptophyta; Magnoliopsida; Poales; Poaceae. The record is from RefSeq and is a predicted model, not a curated record. Gene Ontology annotation, cellular component: plasma membrane. The transcript has 3 exons.